Molecule: messenger RNA, 672 nt
Organism: Phytophthora nicotianae INRA-310
Lineage: Eukaryota; Oomycota; Peronosporomycetes; Peronosporales; Peronosporaceae
Exons: 2
Coding region: 1-672 (223 amino acids)
Source: RefSeq, a predicted model, not a curated record
AUGGUGCUUCGCAUGCUCUGGAACAUCGGCUCAGGCCUCGUGCACGGUGUUCUGCAUAAGAACCCGCGAUCUGGUCUUGCUGGACUGCACUACCCGGCAGUGUGGAGAGCUCGCUCUGGGUUCAUGGACUGCGAUGUGAAUUUGCACUUGAACAAUUCGGCGUAUCUCUUCAGCAUGGAACUCGCUCGCUGGCAUUUCACUGCAUCAAAUGGCGUCUUGUGGCAAGCGUUGAAGCAUCGACGCAUGUUCCUUGCUGCCUCACAAGCCAUUCGCUACCGUCAUGCUAUCCCUCCGUUUCACGCGUACGAGAUCAAGACGCAAUUGGUUUACUGGGAUGGCCCGUGGAUCUUUUUCUUGCACCAGUUCCAGGACCCCAGCACGGGCAAGCAAUUUGCAGAGGGACUGUGUCGUGUCAUGGUCAAGCAAAGUGGGGAAGGCGUGUCAUUUGAUAAGAUGAUCUCGGAAGUGUACGAUGGGCCAAUUCCUCCUCAACCUGAAGUACCUGACGUUGUCAAAGGAUUUCUUGAGUGGGAUACUGCCAGCCGCUCGAGUAUGGAGACUGCUCGUGAGACGGAGACAGCCAACAUCAACAGUAACCCGUCGCCGUCGAAGCCGGAAAAGUUUUGGGAUCACAUUUGGAUGGAGAUGCAGCGUUCAAUGAACCGGCCAUAG